AAAAUUACGUGACGUGUACUCCGCACCCUCCUCCUCCCACGUUUGCGGCAAAUUCCGACCGCGUGUUUUUAGCAUACACGCACGCAAGAGAUAUAUUACUUAUCUUUGAAUUUUCGCACAUUCUACCUUUUUUGUCAUUUUUACGUUUUUCGUUGCUCUAAAUUAAAACGUGAAAAUGUCGGGUGGACUUGAAAUUUUGAAUUUGACGGAAGCGGACAUCACCAAAAUGUUGAGUGCUGGUACUCAUUUGGGCGCUGAGAAUACCAAUUUCCAAAUGGAGCAGUAUAUUUAUAAACGUCGUCAAGAUGGUAUCAAUAUAUUCAAUCUCCGAAAAACCUGGGAAAAGUUAUUGUUAGCUGCUCGAGCGAUUGCUGCUGUUGAACACGCUCCGGAAAUUUUCGUCAUCUCUUCCAGACCUUUCGGUCAAAGAGCCGUAUUGAAAUUCGCAGCUCAUACCGGAGCUACUCCCAUUGCCGGUCGUUUCACUCCUGGUGCUUUCACGAAUCAGAUCCAGGCUGCUUUUCGCGAACCAAGACUACUGGUUGUUACGGAUCCUACUGAAGAUAAGCAACCAAUAACCGAAGCUUCGUACGUGAACAUACCUGUUAUUGCUUUCUGCAAUACGGAUUCUCCAUUGCGAUAUGUUGAUAUCGCUAUUCCCUGUAAUACGAAGAGUGCCCAUUCCAUCGGGUUAAUGUGGUGGUUGUUGGCUCGUGAAGUUCUACGCUUACGCGGUUCUAUUUCGAGAGAAGGUAAAUGGGACGUUGUCGUCGAUCUGUUCUUUUACAGAGAUCCUGAAGAAGCUGAAAAGGAUGAACAAGCUGCUAAAGAAGCUGCCGCUGCAGUUCAGACACCGAAACAAGAACCUCUCGAAUAUGGCGUUGCGGCCAACAGCGACUGGAACGACGAAAUUCCUAAUCAACCAGGUGUCCAAUCUUCAUGGGCUGAAGAAUCGGUGCAAGCACAAGGCGUACCGCCUCAAGCUGUAUUUGUACCUGCUGCAGCAGCUCCUAUGGACGAUUGGAGCGCCCCUGCUAAAAAGGAUGACUGGAAUGCUGGCACCGGGGGAAAUUGGGGUACCAGCGCUACUGGAAAUUGGUCUUAAUGUUAUGUCCGUGCGAACGUUUUAUAAAUAAAAGGAUUUUAAACUGUU
Planococcus citri (citrus mealybug) is the source of this 1153-nucleotide messenger RNA. Its product is annotated as small ribosomal subunit protein uS2-like. The coding region runs from base 176 to 1105 and encodes 309 amino acids. Gene Ontology annotation, cellular component: cytosolic small ribosomal subunit; 90S preribosome; ribosome. Gene Ontology annotation, biological process: cytoplasmic translation; ribosomal small subunit assembly. The transcript has 7 exons. The record is from RefSeq and is a predicted model, not a curated record. NCBI's taxonomy places the organism in Eukaryota, Metazoa, Arthropoda, Insecta, Hemiptera, Pseudococcidae. Gene Ontology annotation, molecular function: structural constituent of ribosome.